AUGAAAAGAUUUAUAUUCGCUUCCAAUGCUUUGCUCAACAAGGACACGUUUGAAGACGUGAUAUUUACCGACAAGACAACUGUUCAAAUUGAACAGUAUGCCAGGAUAUGCUUCCGAAAAGAUGGCAGUCAACCCAAACGAAAAGGACGCCCGAAGCACCCUCUGAAG
Paramuricea clavata is the source of this 168-nucleotide messenger RNA. Lineage: Eukaryota; Metazoa; Cnidaria; Anthozoa; Malacalcyonacea; Plexauridae. The record is from the annotation of a GenBank genome assembly.